Aplysia californica (California sea hare) is the source of this 456-nucleotide messenger RNA. Its product is annotated as craniofacial development protein 2-like. NCBI's taxonomy places the organism in Eukaryota, Metazoa, Mollusca, Gastropoda, Aplysiida, Aplysiidae. Gene Ontology annotation, cellular component: nucleus. The transcript has 2 exons. Gene Ontology annotation, biological process: chromatin remodeling. The coding region runs from base 1 to 456 and encodes 151 amino acids. The record is from RefSeq and is a predicted model, not a curated record.
AUGGCUUCUUUCACUACCAGAAGUAAGAGCAUCAACAUGAUCAUAGUACAGAUCUACGCCCCAACAAACGAUGCUUCGGAUAAUGACAAGGAUGCUUUUUACAGCCGGCUCCAGGGGGUCAUCGACAAACUGCCAAGGAAAGAUGUCAACAUCAUAAUGGGAGAUGCUAAUGCCAAGAUUGGUCAGUACAACGUAGAUUACGAGGGAAUCAUGGGACAACAUGGCCUGGGACAAAUGAAUGAGAACGGUGAGCGAUUUGCAAAUCUCUGUGCUUUCAACAGUCUUGUCAUCGGAGGCUCUGUUUUUCCCCAUAAGAGGAUCCACAAGGCUACUUGGGUAUCACAGGAUGGAAGGACAGAGAACCAGAUUGAUCAUUUUUGUAUCUCUCGUAGGUUCAGGCGUUCACAGGAAGAUGUCCAAAGGGUCACAUCCUUUUACCGACAUCCUCUUGUGUAA